GAUGCGUUGUGUCUCGAUUUCCACACAGCCUGGACCUCCAACUCAUACUUCAUUUUUUUAUUCUUUCUUUUUUUGUUUUUGUUUUUGUUUAGCCAACCCAACCCUCAAUCUUCAAUCUUCAAUCAAUGAACCUUCUUUCUAUGUUCACCUUUUGACGGUUACUCUCUCUCUCUCUCUCUCUUUUCCUCACACACACAUCAUAACAAACCAUUUAUCCAAAGCAAGCAAGCAAGCAAUCACCGAAACUGAAAUUAGUUUGUAUGUGUCUGUGUAUGCGAGUAACAUGGGAAUGCUAUCUCACAGACACACAGCUAUGUCAAUGGCGAUGCUGUUGCUUCUUCUAGUCGUAAGAUUAUCAGUAGCAGCAGCAGAUCUCGAUUCCCAGCGAGCUGCAUUGCUAGCUCUCCGUUCUUCAGUUGGCGGUCGAACCCGUUUUUGGAACGCAACCAAUCAGACUCCCUGCAAUUGGGCCGGCGUCCAAUGCGACCAAGACCAUGUCGUCGAGCUCCACCUUCCCGGCGUCGCUCUUUCCGGCCAAUUACCGAACGGUAUAUUCGGCAAUCUGACCCACCUCCGCACACUCAGCCUCCGUUUCAACGCUCUCACCGGUUCACUCCCUUCAGAUCUGGCAUCAUGUGUCAACCUCAGGAACCUCUACCUUCAGCGGAACCUUCUCUCCGGCGAAAUCCCUCAGUUCCUGUUCAGUUUGCCGGACUUGGUUCGACUCAACAUGGGUUACAAUAACUUCUCGGGUCCUAUUUCAACCUCAUUCAACAACUUCACAAGACUCAAAACUCUCUUCCUUGAAAACAACAAGCUUUCAGGUUCCAUCCCAGAAUUGAACCGCCUGAGUCUGGAUCAGUUCAAUGUUUCCAACAAUUUGCUAAACGGCUCUGUUCCCGUCAAGCUUCAGACGUUUUCUCAAGAUUCAUUUCUGGGAAAUUCCCUCUGUGGUCGACCCUUUUCUCUAUGCUCUGGGACCGAUUCUCCUUCUUCUUCCCCUUUCCCUAUCCCCGACGGUAACGGCACCAAGAACAACAACAACCACAACAACAAGUUGUCCGGCGGAGCUAUUGCCGGAAUCGUAAUUGGAUCCGUGGUGUUUCUUCUUUUGGUCGUUUUCCUCUUGAUCUUCUUGUGCAGGAACAAGAGUAGCAAAAAGACCAGUGCUGUUAAUGUUGCAACUGUGAAGCAUCCUGAAUCUGAAGUUCCUCAUGAGAAAUCUAUUUCCGACAUGGAGAACGGCAAUGGAUACUCUUCUGCUGCUGCUGCUGCUGCCGCGGCCGCAGUUGCAGUGAACAAGGUUGAAGCAAAUGGCAAUGGCAACGGUGGUGUUGGUGGAGUGAAGAAGUUGGUAUUUUUUGGGAAUGCGGCUAGAGCUUUUGAUCUAGAGGAUUUGUUGAGGGCUUCGGCGGAGGUGUUGGGUAAAGGUACUUUCGGGACAGCUUAUAAGGCAGUUUUGGAGUCAGGGCCUGUGGUGGCAGUGAAAAGGUUGAAGGAUGUGACAAUUACUGAGAAGGAAUUCAGGGAGAAGAUUGAAGCGGUUGGAGCAAUAGAUCAUCAGAGUUUGGUACCUCUAAGGGCUUACUAUUUCAGCAGAGAUGAAAAGCUUCUUGUUUAUGAUUACAUGUCAAUGGGAAGCCUCUCUGCACUUUUGCAUGGAAACAAAGGAGCGGGUAGGACACCACUGAAUUGGGAAAUGAGAUCCGGGAUUGCACUAGGAGCAGCCCGUGGCAUUGACUACCUUCAUUCACAAGGGCCUAAUGUCUCCCAUGGAAAUAUAAAGUCUUCUAAUAUUCUCUUAACAAAAUCAUAUGAGGCUAGAGUAUCUGAUUUUGGGCUAGCACAGCUUGUUGGCCCCUCCUCUACCCCAAACCGUGUUGCCGGUUACCGUGCGCCAGAAGUAACUGAUCCUCGCAGAGUGUCUCAAAAGGCAGAUGUGUACAGUUUUGGUGUAUUGCUGUUGGAACUUCUGACUGGGAAGGCACCUACACAUGCUCUCCUCAAUGAGGAAGGGGUGGACCUUCCAAGAUGGGUCCAGUCAGUGGUUAGAGAAGAGUGGACUUCCGAGGUAUUUGAUCUUGAGCUCCUUAGGUAUCAGAAUGUUGAAGAGGAGAUGGUUCAGUUGCUUCAACUUGCUGUUGAUUGUGCAGCACCAUACCCUGAUAAGCGACCUUCAAUGUCUGAUGUGGUACGGAACAUAGAAGAGUUACGUCACUCUAGCUUGAAAGAGGAUCAAGACCAAAUCCAACAUGACAACAAUGAUUUAGAAUUAUAGAUAGAAGAAGGUGGUGCAUCACUAUCUUGAAUCUUCUUGAGUUUGCCACCACCUUACACUUGGUGGACUUUGCUUAAUCAGAGUCACAGCCCAUUUUUUUAUUUUACUUGCUAAAAUCCUGUGCGUAUGUUUGUAUUUUUUGUAUCUUGAGCCUCAAAUUUGUUUGAUCUUUGAAUUUCAUUCUCCUUUUUCCUUUUCAUUCUGCCAUUUCCUUUUUUUUUUCCUUCUUCUUCUCAAGUAAUUAAUACUUUGGGGAGUGGAUAUGUGUUUCAUUCCAUUAUUAGUUAUUAUUGUUGGAUUCUGGUUGAUGUAAUUAUUACCUUUGCUUUUGUUGAAACCUUAUUGUGUCUGUUGAAAACUUGUAAUAUAGUAGCUGUCAUUGGUUGGUUUCA
Molecule: messenger RNA, 2670 nt
Organism: Cicer arietinum (chickpea)
Lineage: Eukaryota; Viridiplantae; Streptophyta; Magnoliopsida; Fabales; Fabaceae
Product: probable inactive receptor kinase At1g48480
Biological process (GO): protein phosphorylation
Molecular function (GO): ATP binding; protein binding; protein kinase activity
Source: RefSeq, a predicted model, not a curated record